This is a messenger RNA of Lolium perenne, 2646 nucleotides long. NCBI's taxonomy places the organism in Eukaryota, Viridiplantae, Streptophyta, Magnoliopsida, Poales, Poaceae. The record is from RefSeq and is a predicted model, not a curated record.
GACUGGGAGGAGACCCCAGGCGGUCGGGGGGUCGACGCUCCUCGGCACCAGGGUGCCUCCAUCUUGCACCGCAGACGACGAGGCGAUCUUGGACAAGCACAACCAAACCUUCGAGAUCUACACGAACUGGCACCGCCGUCCCACGGCCACCGGCGAGGGGAGAAGUCACCCGAGAGCUCCUCCGAGCGUCGAGCGAGAAGAGGGCAGCAGAUCCGCGACGAAGCUCCUCGGGAGCCGCACCAUCGGAGGAGGAGACCACCGCCUCGAUUUAACCCCGCAUCAGCCGCCAAGUCUUAACCCUCCCGAUCUCCCACUCCGUGCGCCGCCCCGCAUCCCCACUCCUCAACGAGCCUCCUUCCCCGCAUAUUCGCACGCUGCCGUCUGGAUCCGUCAUCGAUGAGACGGCGCACCGGCGAGCGGAUCUUGGCGAGGAAGGCGGCAGCGGUCGCGACGCGGUGGUGGCCUUCAUCUACUCCCAGAUCUCACGGGGAUUCAGAUCUCCAUCAGACCUUUGACCUUUCUCUAAUGGAUUAUGGUGAAUCUAAGUCCUAUUUUGCCUUGUCGUCCAUCUUGCGUUCUUACUGUCGCAUGUCUGCAUGCUUUCAAUCUCUGUUUUGCUCCGAUUUUCUGCUGCUGGGAUGCGAGAUAGUUGGAAUAUAGGAAGCAAUAUGUUUUUCAUCUCUCUGUAUCGUAAUCUUCCUGCUCACGUCCACGGACAUGGAUGUCAAGGUGGGUCACGUUUGCACACCACCUAUGUAGCUAGGUCGGUAUCUCUGUGCACCGCCUGUUCCUUUUACUAUUUUAGAUAGAAAAAGGAGCUUUGUUGAUGAAGAUGUUAGGUAAUUAUGGUGUCUUUGGCAACCAACAUAUUAGUUACAGGUCGUAAAUCUAGAAACCAGGUUUCAACAACACCACGUAUGAGGUGCACACAGCCAUCCUACCAAGUUCCAUUUUGUUGUCAUUUCUCUCUAAGUUCUGAAUACUUCAAAUUUCUAGUUGCAGGGCAAACUGCUUGAUCAGUUAAUAGAUGCACAACCGAACUGUUUGAAUCCUGAAUAAAAGGCCCAUUGACCAACGCCAAGGAGGAGAGGAUGUCCAGCGGCUGGCGACGUUGGGCGAUGCCGACGGCAGCGUAAUUUCGUAUAUAUGGCCGACAUCUCUAUUUUCCCUCAUUAUGUAUUCUUUCUUGGCCUCAUCUCGCUCUCCUGUCGCCCCCUCCAGGCGACGGGCGAGCGCAACCCUAGCCUCCCGCCGCCACCUCCCCACCCCCUCUGCCCGCCCCCUCGUCGCCUCCCGAGGCCGCCGCCGGCUAAGCCGUGCGCCGCCAAGGACGGGGGCGGCGAGGAUCUAUGCCUCUCGGGCCUCCCGCAUGGCCGUCUCGGAGGGAAGCCACCAUGCCGGUCCCGGAGGUCGCCGUCGUCCGCGCUGGUCCCGCACGUGGCCUGCCGCCGUCCUGCUCGCCGCCGUCCUCGUCGCGUCUGCGUCGUCCACGCCGCGCCGUCUCUCGCGCGCCAGCCCCGGCAGCGGGAUCCCGGCCGGCUUCGGCCUUCGCUGCACGGCUGCUCGUCGUCCGGCCACGGCGCGGCCUCUGCAGCUUGGGAUGGCCGCGGUUUCCGCCAGGCACGGCGCUGCCUAGUGCGCCGCCGGCGCUCGCGCGCGGGGCUCUGUUGGGCGGGCUCCUGUGGGCUCAGAUGGGCCCCUGCGGGCUCAGAUGGGCCCCUGCGGGCCCCGAUGGGCGCCCCCCAGCUCCGUUUUCUGCUUGGUGGACGGCAACAAGGCACCCUGCUCGGCGGGGCACCUCUUCUGCCAGGGCCUACGAUGGGCCUGACGAUAGACGACAGCGUUGACACUCCAGGCGAAAGCUUCGCACCAUUGGUGCCGAUGUUGGCGGUGCCCUUGGGUACCGUUUCCCCUGUUGAGGGCUUCAUCGGGGAGCUUGGUCUCCUGCUGUCGCGAGUUCUUGCGUUCUCCGGGUGAAAACCUCUGCUCUUUGGAGCGGGCGGCGGCGACACACUGUGCCGUUACCUUCUUGAAGGCGCCGCUUUUGGAGUCCGUAGUCCUCGUGGUGUGGUAGAUGUGUGGUAGUUGUGCUUGGUUGCCUUGUCGUCGAGGGUUGUGGAUGCCGGGGCGGCGGCCCCGGACGGUUGACGUGCGCCGAGGCGGCGGCCUCGGAUGGUCUUGCAGCGAUGACUCCAUGGGGUGUGGUCAUGGUCUUGCAAGGCAUGGGUGGCGUGUUCGUGCUGCGUGGGUAGCGAGCUCGUCGGCCCGGCCUACGCGACAGGGUGGUCGGUGUGGCUGGCAAGUCGGGGCGGCGGCCCCGGAUCUUUUGGCGCGGCGUUCGUGGUCUGCGGGUGGACGCCUUGGUAGCUUGGGCUACAGGUCGUCCACACCGUGCGGCGUUGCGGCUCGCCUCCGAGCAGGGGACGUCGGAGCAGCGGCUCCGGGUUUGGUGGUGUGUGUUUGGUCGUCGGUGGUCUCGUUUCGUGUGGGCGAUGAGGCCCCAACUUUUGUGCGGUUUUUUCGGCCGGUUUCCCUCAUAAACUCGGCCUCUCUGUAUGGUUUUUGGGCCCGGUUUCCCUAAUUAACUGAGCCAAAUCUUCUUCUAUUAAUAUAUCGAGCAGCUCACCUGCCGAAUUCUCAAAAAAA